UAUCUCGUACUGUUGUGUUCAGGUGGUGUGGAUGGAAGUAGAGCGUUAUAGCGCACUUAUUUUUAAUUCAACGUAUUUGUAAGUGUUUUGUUUUUCUUUUUGAGUCAAUAAAGGAAGUACAUUCAAUCCAAUAUGUAUGAUCAAGAUGAAGAUAUUCAGUAUGAUGAAGAUGACGAUGAGAUCACUCCAGACUUGUGGCAGGAAGCCUGCUGGAUUGUCAUCAGUUCUUAUUUUGAUGAAAAGGGUUUGGUGAGGCAGCAGCUGGACUCUUUCGAUGAGUUCAUCCAGAUGUCAGUACAGAGGAUUGUGGAGGAUGCCCCACCCAUCGACCUGCAGGCUGAGGCCCAGCACACCUCUGGAGAAGUGGAGGAGCCCCCACGUUACCUGCUGAAGUUUGAGCAGAUUUAUCUUUCCAAACCUACGCACUGGGAGAGAGAUGGAGCUCCUUCUCCUAUGAUGCCAAAUGAAGCUAGACUCCGAAAUCUUACGUACUCUGCUCCUCUCUAUGUGGAUAUCACCAAAACCAUCAUCAAGGAAGGGGAGGAGCAGCUGCAGACGCAGCACCAGAAAACCUUCAUCGGAAAGAUUCCCAUCAUGCUGCGCUCCACCUACUGCUUACUCAGUGGGCUGACAGACCGUGAUCUCUGUGAGCUUAAUGAGUGUCCCCUGGACCCGGGAGGCUAUUUCAUCAUUAACGGAUCAGAAAAGGUUCUGAUCGCUCAGGAGAAGAUGGCCACAAACACAGUGUAUGUGUUUGCCAAGAAGGAUUCCAAGUACGCCUACACCGCAGAAUGCCGGUCCUGUCUGGAGAACUCUUCCCGUCCCACCAGUUCCAUCUGGGUCAGCAUGAUGGCCAGAGGUGGUCAGGGUGUGAAGAAAAGUGCCAUUGGCCAGAGAAUCGUGUCCACUCUGCCGUACAUCAGGCAGGAAGUGCCCAUAAUCAUCGUGUUCCGCGCCUUGGGCUUCGUGUCUGACCGCGACAUCCUGGAGCACAUCAUCUAUGACUUUGAUGAUCCAGAAAUGAUGGAAAUGGUCAAGCCUUCCCUGGACGAGGCCUUUGUGAUUCAGGAACAGAACGUGGCUCUGAACUUCAUCGGCUCUCGAGGUGCCAAGCCCGGGGUUACCAAGGAGAAGAGAAUUAAAUAUGCCAAGGAGGUGCUGCAGAAAGAAGUGCUGCCACACGUGGGAGUCAGCGACUUCUGCGAGACGAAGAAGGCUUACUUCUUAGGGUAUAUGGUCCACAGGCUGCUCCUGGCCGCUCUAGGCAGGAGAGAGCUGGACGACAGAGAUCACUAUGGCAACAAGAGGCUGGACCUGGCGGGGCCGCUUCUUGCUUUCUUGUUUCGCGGAAUGUUUAAGAAUCUGUUGAAGGAGAUCCGAAUCUACGCCCAGAAGUUCAUUGACCGGGGGAAGGAUUUUAACUUGGAGUUGGCUAUUAAGACUCGCAUCAUCUCAGAUGGGCUGAAGUACUCUCUGGCCACAGGGAACUGGGGAGAUGUCAAGAAGGCCCAUCAGGCCAGAGCUGGAGUGUCUCAGGUGUUGAACCGCCUGACCUUUGCUUCAACCCUGUCGCACCUGAGGCGUGUGAACUCUCCCAUUGGUCGAGACGGGAAGCUGGCCAAACCCAGACAGCUCCACAACACCUUGUGGGGCAUGGUGUGCCCAGCUGAAACCCCAGAGGGACACGCUGUGGGGCUCGUGAAGAACCUGGCUCUGAUGGCCUACAUCUCUGUGGGUUCCCAGCCCUCCCCUAUCCUUGAGUUCUUGGAGGAGUGGAGUAUGGAGAACCUUGAAGAGAUCUCCCCGGCUGCUAUCGCCGAUGCGACCAAGAUUUUUGUAAACGGCUGCUGGGUAGGAAUCCACAAAGACCCCGAACAGCUGAUGAACACGCUGAGGAAGCUGCGCCGUCAGAUGGACAUCAUUGUGUCAGAGGUAUCUAUGAUCAGAGAUAUCCGCGAGCGAGAGAUCCGGAUUUACACCGAUGCCGGGAGGAUCUGUCGGCCUCUGCUGAUUGUAGAGAAGCAGAAACUGCUCCUGAAAAGAAGACACAUUGACCAGCUGAAGGAGAGGGAGUACAAUAACUACAGCUGGCAGGACCUGGUGGCAAGUGGGGUGGUAGAGUACAUUGACACUCUGGAGGAGGAGACGGUGAUGUUGGCCAUGACGCCUGAUGACUUACAGGAGAAGGGAGUGGCCUAUUGUUCCACAUAUACCCACUGCGAGAUCCACCCCUCUAUGAUCCUGGGAGUCUGUGCCUCGAUCAUCCCUUUUCCCGAUCACAACCAGUCACCAAGAAAUACGUACCAGUCUGCUAUGGGUAAACAAGCCAUGGGUGUGUACAUUACCAACUUCCACGUGCGCAUGGACACUCUGGCCCACGUGCUCUACUACCCACAGAAGCCCUUGGUGACGACGCGCUCCAUGGAGUACCUGCGCUUCAGGGAGCUCCCUGCGGGAAUCAAUUCUAUUGUUGCAAUUGCAUCAUACACUGGGUACAAUCAGGAGGACUCGGUCAUCAUGAACCGAUCUGCGGUGGACAGAGGAUUUUUCAGAUCUGUGUUUUACCGCUCAUACAAAGAACAGGAGUCAAAGAAAGGCUUUGAUCAAGAGGAGAUUUUUGAGAAGCCAACUCGUGAGACGUGUCAGGGUAUGAGGCACGCCAUCUACGACAAGCUGGACGACGACGGGCUGAUCGCGCCGGGCGUGCGCGUGUCCGGGGAGGACGUGAUCAUCGGCAAGACGGUCACGCUGCCGGAGAAUGAAGAUGAGCUGGACAGCACCAACCGGCGCUACACCAAGAGAGACUGCAGCACCUUCCUGCGCACCAGCGAGACCGGCAUCGUGGACCAGGUCAUGGUCACGCUCAACCAGGAGGGGUACAAGUUCUGUAAGAUAAGGGUGCGGUCAGUUAGAAUCCCCCAGAUUGGAGACAAGUUUGCCAGUAGACAUGGGCAGAAAGGUACUUGUGGGAUCCAGUACAGACAAGAGGACAUGCCCUUUACCUGUGAAGGAAUCACUCCUGAUAUCAUCAUCAACCCUCACGCCAUCCCCUCUCGAAUGACAGUCGGCCACUUGAUCGAGUGUCUUCAGGGCAAGGUGUCUGCGAACAAGGGGGAGAUUGGCGAUGCCACACCUUUCAACGAUGCUGUCAACGUGCAGAAGGUUUCUAACCUGCUCUCCGAAUACGGUUAUCAUCUGAGGGGAAAUGAGGUAUUGUACAAUGGCUUCACUGGCCGCAAACUGACCUCCCAGAUUUUCAUUGGCCCGACCUAUUACCAACGUCUGAAGCACAUGGUGGACGACAAGAUCCACUCCCGGGCUCGCGGGCCAGUUCAGAUCCUCAACAGACAGCCCAUGGAGGGUAGAUCUCGCGAUGGAGGCCUGCGAUUCGGGGAGAUGGAGCGCGACUGUCAGAUUGCUCAUGGAGCCGCCCAGUUUUUGAGGGAAAGACUGUUUGAAGCCUCUGACCCGUACCAGGUCCACGUGUGCAACCUGUGCGGGCUGAUGGCCAUCGCCAACACGAGGACGCACACCUACGAGUGCCGAGGGUGUCGUAACAAAACACAGAUUUCUCUGGUCCGAAUGCCCUACGCCUGCAAGCUCCUCUUCCAGGAGCUGAUGUCCAUGAGCAUCGCGCCCCGCAUGAUGACCAACUAGUGAAGUCUGGCUUCUCGGAAACCGAUAUCUGAAGAGAGAAAACGUCUUGCGUUGCCUCUCCCUGUUGAGCUGAAAACAGGGAGACUUCGAAAAUGAAGAUUUUCUGAAAGGCUUAAGUGCUGGAAUCAUUUACUUUUGGAAGUAAACGUAUGUUUGUGAGAUCACUGUUUAAGCAUAAGGAAUAUGCUUUUGUAUUGGUUAUUUUGUCAUUUGUUGUUUUAGAGAAAACUUAAUAAAGUUCUGAUUUUUAACA
Lepisosteus oculatus (spotted gar) is the source of this 3910-nucleotide messenger RNA. It is a transcript of the gene polr2b, whose product is annotated as RNA polymerase II subunit B. Lineage: Eukaryota; Metazoa; Chordata; Actinopteri; Semionotiformes; Lepisosteidae. Gene Ontology annotation, biological process: DNA-templated transcription. Gene Ontology annotation, molecular function: ribonucleoside binding; DNA binding. Gene Ontology annotation, cellular component: RNA polymerase II, core complex. The record is from RefSeq and is a predicted model, not a curated record.